Molecule: messenger RNA, 2126 nt
Organism: Salvelinus sp. IW2-2015
Lineage: Eukaryota; Metazoa; Chordata; Actinopteri; Salmoniformes; Salmonidae
Product: forkhead box protein N1-like
Biological process (GO): regulation of transcription by RNA polymerase II
Molecular function (GO): DNA-binding transcription factor activity, RNA polymerase II-specific; transcription cis-regulatory region binding
Source: RefSeq, a predicted model, not a curated record
CUCCCCCUGCGGACAGCAGCUCCAUCAGGUAUCCCUCCCAAUGUGGGUACCUUGGGUUCCCCCUUGGCGGGCAGACACCCUCCAGCUGUAGCGCCACCAUACGGCAGAGUAUGACGUUGGGCCCAGGAGCAUGAGGAGCACAGCUAGAGGAGAUGCUAGUAACGAUAUCGACAUGCUCAACCCCAGCUUGACUGACCUGCAACUCCACGGUUACUUGUGGGACGAGCUGAGAGAGGACAGCCUGGCUCCUGAUUCGCUGGUGGCAAUCAGUCCCUCUCCGUCCCUCUCAUCUUCCCAGCCAACACACUUCCUCCUGGGGUCAAGUCUGAGGAGCACCUGUCCUGUCAACCAGACAUCAGAGUUGAUCUCUGUCGGUCUGGGGAAGGAAGAGGAGGAAGAUGAGGAGGAGAUGGACGGAGGAUGUGGAGGUCUAUCAGACCUACAUAUUAAUGGACAGUACCACACAGCCUACACAGGUGUGGAGAGUUUAGCUGGUUACCUCACUUCCAUGGGGAACACCCCCAUACCUUUGCUUUGAAGCCCAGGAAUAGGGCUCCCUUCGUGAAAUCUCACCAAGAYCUUCCCCCUGGACCUCCAGGACAACUCAAGACUGGGGUUGUGAAGGUCAAGACUUAUCACAAUGCAGCAAUGAAACAGUGACAAUAUUGUGCACAGUUUGAGCACAAUCAAACAUCAUAUUUUGCUUUGCUUUGAACCUGUAGAGCUUGUUGGCUCAAUUUGUCUACAAUUAGCCUGAAUUAAAUGUGUGAGUGAGUAGGGGUUCAGGUUUUAUCACAAUUGUGUUAACAAUAUGUUUUUAUUCAUAUCAUUGACUGUGGCUGGGUCAAAUUCAAAACUUGACAUUCAUGAGAAUGAAUGGAUCCAAAAGCUCAUGACACAUCUUACUGUUCAGUGAUUAGGAGUAGAGUGCAGUACCACCUAACUUCACACAAGAUGGCAGCAGAGAGCUGUAGUGAACGUUAGAGUUGUUGAUAAAAAUACAGCGCUGGUGACAUUUCUUCCUUAUUCUACACUACAGAGAAUCAUAUCUGUUCWACACAACACAUUUCUAUGUUGAACAUUUUGUGAAGUCUCUUUCUCCUGAAUAAGCCCCCUGUUGUGAUAUGUUCCCGCUUUUUCAAUUUGCAUUUUAUUCAGUUUAUGGUGACAAGAGAUGAUUCAAGCCAUCUGGUUUUAAGCUCAAAGCUAAUGAAUGUAAUUACAAGAUUUGUCUUAGCAUAAUUGCUGAUACGAAACAGGGAACAUACUCACUGUUAACUCAAUUAAUUUUCUUUCUAGAAAUWGUUUUCAAAGCUUUCUAGCUAAAAUACCAUUGAGGAUGGAAGUCAAUGUCAAGGCAGAGCCGGACAACUGUUCUCAGACCUUCCUCUGGUUCCUGUAAGCCCUAUCUAAUCAUUUAGCUUCCAUAAUUAUGAAAAUGAAUAAGGUGACAUCACCUUACCAGGAACAUAUUUCGAGAGUGUAUUUUAGUCAUAGCAUGUGUGAAAAGGCCCUUUUUCUUGUAUGGAAUGACUGAGUGUAUAGUAAACUGUCUUUGAUUUAUAGCGCUUAAACUGAUUCAUGAUUUGAUAUUCUAGUCUAGACGUCUAUCACCAUCACAAAUCUAUCCAGACAUUGUAAAACAACCUUUGUUAUAAUUGGCUGUUCCCACAUAUUGUAGCUGGUGUCAUUGUUUUACCAUCUUGGGUAUCAAGUGAAAAAAGACCACAAGUCGCAUUUCAAGACUUCCCAAAAAAAUCACAUAUAUUUAUUUCUCUGAGUGGCAUUUCAACUGUCCAAACUUUACAUCAUUUUAAUUUACAAUAACCACAUUUCUUAUAAAUACAUCUGCAAAUCUCUUGAGACUAAAUAUGUGCUGGAUAUCAAAAUGAAUAUCUGGUUUUGAGUUCAUAUAUGACUAUCCUUCGCCUACUUUUAACUCGUCAAAGUGGCUACUUAAAAAAAUACUUUAGAAGAUAAAACUAUGAGUAUACAUAAAUAAACACGACUAGGGUUGCAAAAUUCCAGUAACUUUCCUAAAAUUCCCAGUUUUUCCAAAAAUCCAUCUUGGAAAAUUCCUGGAAUCAGGCUGGAAUAAGAAAUSCAGGAAUCCUCCAAAAGGGACU